AUGGGAGACCACAUGAAUUCGACUUCGGAACUGAUCACUUUGUUCACAACUAUGAACGACUCAGUUCAUGACUUAAUUACAUCUGAAGAAAACUAUGAGAUUAAGGACCAAGAUAUUGUUACUGCUGUUAACUUAACCUAUUAUACGCUGGUGUUGGUCUUAGGACUACCGGGGAACGCUGUCAUCAUCAAAGCCUACGCGUUGAAGAAACGGAAGACGAGCACGGAUAUCCUCAUUAUGGCUCAAGCGACAGUCGACUUCGUCGCUUGUGUAUUCUGUCCUGUAUUCAUCAUCCGCAGUGCAUUCCCAGGGCUGAUGACCAACAGUUUGUGUCAUGCGUCAUCUCUCGCCAAUAAUGCAACGGCUUUCGCGUCACUUUAUCUGACCACUGCAAUCAGCAUCGAUCGCUACAUGGCUGUGUGUCGUCCAUUACGACGACGAAUGACGGUACGUAUGUCCAUUUUCAUUGCGAUACUGUGUACGGUCGUAUCCAUUGUGACUAACAUUCCAGUUGCUGUGUUUACUGAAGCUCGUCACUUCGGACAUCUUGGAAGAAGCCUAUGCUUCGUGAAUGGUUCUUACGUAUGGGGUACAACAAUGUCGUCUUUGGUGUUAUUCGCUAUAUCGCUGAUGACGAAUACUGUCCUUUACGCUUUGAUCUACGUUUCCCUUCGUAAGAGAGCAAAGAUUCACGCCGACAUGACGGGGAAGCAUCCCGUUGUCGCUACUGUUAGUACAAGAAACGCUCGUGCCUAUAGCGGCGGUUUGCAAGAAUCCAGCCCUAUGGAAAACCACAUGAUCGCAGCGGCAGCAAAAACGGAAGAGGGAACUUCUGCCUUCGAUGUUACGAGUAUCGAGAACAAAUUUAAAACAAAUGAGGUUUCAUUGCAUUCAGAGACAGCAGGAUGUUCAAGUAACAUCUUGCUAUCGUCACCUAGACGUAGGUCUAAGCCCUCCGUCUCUCAUGUCACAUUUGCAGAGACCAACAUAUCAAGGGAAAAUAAGGACCCCCUACCGUCACACACAAGUCAGAGGAAGCCUCUUUAUUCCCCGGCGUCAUCACCGAAGAUGAAACCUUUCAAACGCCAGGGUACGAAGCGAGUCCAGAAAUUAAAAGACAAACUUGAAAGCGACUACGGAAGGAAGACGACCCGUAUGCUCCUUAUCAUAACGAUAUUUUUUUUUGUUACGUGGAUUCCUAAGGUUGUAGUCCCCAUCAUUCCACUUUCGGCACUUCUAAGAGCUCGUCAAAUUUCGGGACAUAUGGCGAUUAUCCAGAUCCUCCACUCUCUCAGACUUCUUAACCACAUCGUCAACUUCUUCGUCUACUAUUUUGUCAACAACAGUUUCAGAAGAAACGUCAAAGAGUCGUAUAAACAGUGCAGAUGAAGCCACAAGUUGAUCAUGUAAAAUGCAUGUGAGAGAUUUAAAAGAUGUUUAGACAGUACUGAUAGAUAAACACUGGUUGAAUAAUUAGGUUUACAUAACGUUUUGCGUUUCAAAU
Strongylocentrotus purpuratus (purple sea urchin) is the source of this 1504-nucleotide messenger RNA. RefSeq lists its product as uncharacterized. Gene Ontology annotation, molecular function: neuropeptide receptor activity. The coding region runs from base 1 to 1389 and encodes 462 amino acids. NCBI's taxonomy places the organism in Eukaryota, Metazoa, Echinodermata, Echinoidea, Camarodonta, Strongylocentrotidae. The transcript has a single exon. The record is from RefSeq and is a predicted model, not a curated record. Gene Ontology annotation, cellular component: membrane. Gene Ontology annotation, biological process: neuropeptide signaling pathway.